This is a messenger RNA of Corythoichthys intestinalis (scribbled pipefish), 14305 nucleotides long. Its product is annotated as nectin-2. The coding region runs from base 310 to 1872 and encodes 520 amino acids. The record is from RefSeq and is a predicted model, not a curated record. NCBI's taxonomy places the organism in Eukaryota, Metazoa, Chordata, Actinopteri, Syngnathiformes, Syngnathidae. The transcript is spliced from 7 exons.
CCACACUCGCUCGGUCGGGUCUCGCUCGGCUCUGGAGGGAAAGACGGACUAUUUGAUGGAGCGUUAAGUAGCGCUGCAACACACACAUACGCUCUCGUACACACACAGUCAACAGUGAGUCAGUCCGCCGGGAGUAAAAGAGGCGAAUCGUUUACCUGUGUGUGCUAUCACGGAAUUAAACUGAACCCACUUCAGCCGGGAGGCGACUUUUUAAAAGCGAGAAUAUUCCUCACCACGGACUUUUUAUUCCCGUCUGCUUUCCAAGCGAAGUGAACCUGCUCUUCCCCUCCGGCACAUUUCGGAACGACCAUGGCCGGACAAGACGCCCUAUCAAGUGGACAAGUCUUCGUCAAAUUGCUACUUUUAUUCCUGGCUUCAACACUUUUACCGCACGGGGUGUUCGGUCAGCAAGUGAAAGUGGAGCCCGAGGUGACCUCUUACCCUGGGCAAACAGUCAACUUAAUUUGUACCUUCACAGACACUAAUAAGAUUCAGAUCACAAUGGUCACCUGGAUCUACGAGCCCAAGGAGGGGGAGCGGACAAACAUUGCCGUAUUACACCCCAGCUACGAUCCCAACUACCCCGAGUCGCCGCUCAAGGACAGGGUCAGCUUCAUGGAGAGCCCCCCCAACGUGGCCAGCCCUUCCAUCCAGAUCAGCAAUGUUCGCAUGACUGAUGAGGGGAAGUACAUCUGCGAGUUUGCGUCCUACCCCAGUGGACACAAGCAGGGAGUCACGCAACUGGUUAUGCUCACAAAACCCCAGAACUCUGCAUCUGCCUUAACUGUGGAAGCGGGCCCCAAACCUACGGCGGUGGCGCGCUGCGAAUCCCUCAACGGCCGCCCCGCCGCACAGAUACGCUGGGUGACCACGGCCAAUGGCAACGCCACCACGACAUCCAAGCAGGGCCAGGACAACACUGUGUCUGUCACCAGCGAGUACCGUGUGGCUCCCACUGCGGCAGACAACGGCAAAGAUAUCAGUUGCAUUGUUUCUCAUCGGACGCAGACAUCGCCGGAAAGCUUCCAGAUGAAACUCAAAGUUUUAUACGCUCCCCAGGUGACAAUUGUGGGUUAUGACAAUAAUUGGUACGUAGGCCGUACAAAUGUGCUGCUCACCUGCCAGGCUGCUGGAAACCCAGUACCGACGACAGUCCUUUGGAAGUCUAUGACAGGAGCGAUGCCUGAUACGGUGCAAAUCAAAGACAACCAGCUGAAGGUACUGAAGGUGGACGAGGCCGUCAACACCACUUUUGUCUGCGAGGUCAAGAACCGCGUCGGGACCGGCAGGGACCAGGUCACUGCACUUGUCAGAGAGCCUACAGUGAAUCCGUCCAAUGCCGGCGUGGUGGCGGGGGCUGUGAUCGGCUCCCUGCUGGCUCUGCUUUUGGUGGCCGCGCUGGUCGCCGUGCUGGUCACUCGUAGCCGCCGCCAGCAACAGGGCUACCGCGCCAAAGGCGGCAGCGACUUGAAGGCGCGCAUAUUCGGUGGCGGCAAGACAGCCAACAAGAACGGCACGGGCGGCGUCGGCGGCAACAACAACGGCCCAAUAUAUGUGUACGACGACGGCUCGGCCAACCAGGGGGAGAAAAACAACCACGGGCCCCUCACUAUCGGGGGCCGGCCCGAGGUAGUCGCCGGCACUCCCACAGCCCAGGACAUCCUACUUAGCAGCGAGCUAGACGACGCCGAGAGGCGGAAGUUCGACGAGCUGGAGGAGGAGGAGCGGUACGACCACUUCUCCGGUGUCGCCCCCAUCCUGCAGCUACGCCCACCCAACGAGCAGGAGGAAAUGAUCGGGGUAUACCUAGACGACGACAUGGAGUCCCAACGGGAUGGCUCGGUCAUCUCUCGGACUGCUGUUUACGUAUAAAGCAGAAACGAGAAGUAAAGAAGCGUUGAGGAGGAGUCCCGGGAAUAUUUUGUGCCUCCGUCAGAUAGAUAGAGAAGGAAACCACUCUUAUUUUAAAACAAAAAUCAUGUAUUUUCCAUAUAUGCUAUUAUUAAGUGUAGCCCCAAUCUGGACUGGAAGAGGACAUUGUUGUGUAGUGUUGUGAGUGGAGUUUUGCUGUCUGUUUCACGGUCUAUCACAGAGAUGGAAGAAAUCAUGUCGUGGCCAAAUGACAUCAAAACUUUAGAAAAUUCACUCUUAUUCGCUCCGUGACGCAUCGCAAUUGUCACACAGUAUGCUCGGCGUUCUCAGGUCUCCUGUAGAAAACCGUGUUUUUUUCACCCCCGCUUUUAGUAAUCUGUCGUACUGUAACGUGCGCCGGGUGGGUUAGUCGCUCAUGAUGGGUUUUGAAGGCACCAAAUCUUUAAGAUUUGUGUUGGUUGACAUCUGUUUUUUUUUUUUUUUUUUUUUUUUAAGUCCCGUGCUCCAUAGUCUGCAGCUAUCGGUUUGAUUAAUUCAAACUGGAAGUAGACGUGAAGCCAUGAACUCAAAGGUUGACUCUUUUGAUUCUGUGGAUUUUGUAAUAUAACACUCAACUUUUAAAAAGGAAUCUACUACGGGGGUCCUCAGUUAACCCCGGGAUAGAUAUUUCACGUUUUGAGGUUACGAACGGCACCUGAUUAACUCAUUUGUACAGCGAUGCAAGAAUAAUCCACCACAUAUUCUUACGCCAGAGGCCGUACUUAUUCUUUGUGUGAUUGAAUCGUUCGGCCUCGAAAGAACUAAAAAGGAAAACUCUACUGCCCAUUCAUUUUAAGUGCUCUCUGCGUGUGUAACAGCUGAGCCUUUAUUCCGAGUCCUGAUACCGCCAUAUGACAUGUUGCUUUCAUCACGCUUCUGUCUGUCCAUUCACAUAAAUGCCUAACGCAGAACAAAAUGACUUGAGCCUCGCAGCCACGGGUCUUUAUGUGCUGUAUAAACCCGAGCGCUUUUUGGCUAUGAAGCGCUGACACAGUGUUCACAUGCAAAACCGUCAUGCCGUGCGCCGCCAGCUAAAAGGUAGACGGUAAACAAGAGAGUGACGGGAGUGAGGCGUAGUCGAGUUGACGGGGUCAAGGGGGACGAAAGGAGUCCGGGGAAUGGCAGAGGGGAGCGUCCGGUCACGAGUGUUCCUGACAGGAGGAACUUGAUUGCUAAUGAAGCGUGAAGACGCUUAGCUAGGACCAGCAGAUUGUCACCACUUUAUGACCUGGCCUCUGUAUUUAAUGUUACAUUUUUUUUGCGUUUGUGACCACUGUGAUUUAGACUAGGGCGGUUUUCAGGUCACGGACACUUGAUGUGUCAAACAAGCCCACUUAGACUUUUCCAUUCUGAUGCGGCCUGACACGGCAGCACUGACGAAUCCACCUGCGGCAGCCCUCCGCCGCCUAACGGUAGCUUGACGGAUGGCGCCAGGCAUCGGCGCAUUUGCAUCUAUAGAUUUUCCUCUGAGAUCAUGCAAUAUUUUUCUCCAUUAGCGGAUGCCGUUAAGUGUGGAGAAUUGAUUGGGGGACAUAAAAGCUUUGCCUCGGCCGGCGGAGUUAUAUUGACUAACAGGCAACACGCGGCAAAAUGGCCCUUUAUGAUGCAGCUCCAGGCCUGAUUGUCUCCUGACUGUUAAUUCAUCUCGCUAAUGAGCCACGGGAGGCCCUCCCGGGCGCUCCCUUGCUGCGUCUGUACUUGCCGUUUAGUCACCGUAUCGGCCGCAUCGUGAAUUUUCCUGACCUUCUGAUCAGCUUCUUUUUUUCAACGCCAUUGGCAAAUGAGUCUGUACGGCCCAGCAGAGUCCUGCUGCACGCCGCCGUUCGUCAGGUCAAACGCUGGCUAAAGUGCUGCCGAAGGCAGCGGUGACUAUAUUCGCGCUUUUAACCUUGACUAACGGAAGAGACCUUGUUUAGCCUCUCGGGUACGUAACCUUCUUGAAGGCAGAGAGGGGACGAUGAAAGAUUUUUUUAGACAUCUGUUAUUCGAGGAAAGGCUUGGCAUCUCAGUAAGGCUAUUUACAAACUGCAGGGUGAUUCAGAUUUUUUUGUGCGUUUUUUUUUUUUUUUAAGCCGUUAGGGCUGGCAAUCGGGACCCCCAAUUUUUUUCAUUAUCUGAUCAUGAUUUGUUUUUCCUUUUAAUUGGUAGUUUUUAUCAAAUGACGUCAACCAUUGUACAGUAUGUUAGCAUUAAGCUAGCUGGCUUUCAAAAAGUUAUUUGUAUUUCUGUGCACAAUCAUAGACUUCACUGUCAGUUGACGGGAAACUGGACGCGCGGCCUCUCUGUAGAGGGGCUAUUUUCACAGACUUAAAUUAUUUUCAAAACCAAAGCCGCUAGCGACCUAAAACCAAAACAGGCACUUCCCUGAAGCAUAUAUGAGUUGAGCAGCGGCAUCAAAAAUUCAGUUAUUACCGAAUAAAUUCUUGAUUAUUACUUAUAUAACAAAACUUAAAAUAGCUAUAAAAUUCUCAGAUUGUACGCUAGAUGCAUAAAAUCACCAAAUGCAGAGAUAAUCACUGAUAUUUUCAUGAUCAAUAGCACUUUUUUUAUUUAGUGCAAAUUUUGAGUUUUCUAAAGUUAAUGAAUCACUCAAUUUUCACAUCAGAAACUUAAUACUUGAUGAAAGCAUGCAUAACCUUCUUAAUGUUACUCAACAAAAGCAAAUUUUGCAUUUUUCUAUAUGCAAUCACAACUCAUUUAGGUUGAAUUCAGAUGUCACUAUUGCCUCAGCACAUUUUGCCGGCUAUCUGGCCUUCGUCAUGUUUAGAGUGAAAUGUUACAUAAGAUGAAACACGUAAAGGCAUAAUUUUUUUUUAAUGGAUGCAGAAAUGUCUAAAUUACUAGUUUUUUCUUUUUUUGCCAAAAAACAGGCAGUUGGCCAAAAAUUACCUGAUUAUUUGAAUGUAAAAUAUACACUAUUGUGUAUGGAUACAAAAUCCAACGUGGUGGCCAUCACCAAACAGAGCUUUUUAAGUUGAAAAAUCUUGUAAAUAAAUGCGUCAAUUCCAGAAUUUCUAUAGAUAUGAACCUGAAACAGUGUAGAUUCUUGGUUAAAGAAUCAGUUAUCAUUAAUGUGACGUGAACAUUUCAAGCUAAAGCUCCGCUAAGUUUUUCCAUUUUUUUUCCCCACGUUUCCAAGUGCAUGUAUGGUGCUAUUUUAUAUAAUAAUUACCUUGAAUCCUCGACCAAAUCACUCUUGAGACACUCCUGCCUGCUUGUAUGCACUAAAACUUUCGUCCUGUUUUCCCUAAAUCUGGCCUUAGAACGCAACGUGUGUUGCCACAUCGCUCAGCCUGGCCUGGCGUAUGGGAAGCCGUGGCUCAAUGUCUGGAGGCACAGUCUCGUCUACUGAUAGUGAAGUCUAUGGCACAAUAUAUGUAAUUUUCUUUGUGCGCUUUACAGUUGACCUCACUUUUGAGUGUAAUGAACCUGUAAAUCAUCUACAUUGGACUAUUUUUGAGUGACUGUUCAAAUUCUGCAAAAUUUAUCAGUUUGCAUCUCGUAAACACUGACACUGCUGAUCACAGAGAGUGAUUGGAAAAAAAUAUUCCAAACUUUGAUCUUGAUCUUAAAAUCACAUUACCCUAGCAGUUGUUCAUAUUGAAAAACAAAUGCGACUUUUUGGUGAAUAGAACACGUCGGUUAGUGACAUGCGCACAAAAUAUGUCGUCAUGUGUUGCAGUGUGUUCACAGCAGGUCUCAGAUUUUUCAAUUUUGUCCAAUCGGAGUCCAGAGUCAGAGUCUUGCUAAUAGCUUAAAACAUGGCAUCAAGAAAAGUACUUUCGGUACCUUUGUCCGCCGUUGCUUGUCCAGGCCUGACGUUUGUUUUGUGGAACUGUGUUAACGGCUUUUUCCUGUUGAUGAUGUAUACGUUUACGGUUGAGUGUUUAUGCUGCAGGAGCGUCACAUAAGCCCCUUUCACACAUACCUAAACACCAUCGAAAUCCGGGGAUUUUAACGGGGAGCCCUUAUGUGUGAAAGCAAUUUCCUCGGUCGACUGACACUGAGAUAAUGCAGACAUUUACUGAGUCGCCUCUUAGUCUAAUGUCCGGGACUUUCCCCGGUAUGUGUGAAAGCAGACGUCAAAUUCCCGGGACACAGCACGAUGGCUGAUGACGUAAAUAUCACAGCGGGCCGAUCGUCAUUUCCUCUUCGCAGUAAGACGAAAAGCGGUAAACGAACAUCGCAGUUAUCAACAUGGCAAACUGGAAAUAGCAAAAUAAAACUGAAAACAACGAAAUUAAAAUUGCUACUGGAUCGUAGAGCCGAGAGUCCAUCUUCCAUUUUUGGUUUAUUUUGUCGCCGAUGCCGACAAAAAAAUGACGUAAUGUCUGGGUUAUAAGAGAGAGAGAGUGCCGAGUCGGCAACAUGGGAUAAGUCUGUGAAAGUGUCCAACCCGCGUUGUUCUCGUGAUAUCUCUAUGUGUGAAAGCAAUGACGCGGGUAAAUCCCGCAUUACCUUACACGGGAAUUUACCAGGAUAUAAGUCUAAAAGGGGCUAGACGUAUCUGAUUUAGUAUAUCCAGACACAAAGGAGGCCCAGUUCAAAUUUAAAAAUAUUGGAUUUACUGUUCACAUGGCAUGAAAAAAAAUCAAAAGUGUGUUACAGAAAGAAUUGGAAACUGAUCUGAUGUGUAAACAUAGCCUAAAACAAAGGUGACCAAUAAUUUCGCUUGUGUUAGAAUCAGAAAAACAGGAAGUACAGUGAUAGCUGAGUGUGCCUUAUAGUACUGUGAUCACAUUUACACGUUGCUGCGCUAAAUAUUUCAUUGCUCGUUCUUCGUAACCUCGAAACUUUGUGUGGCGGGAACCUCAAACUGAGGAUUCCCCGUACUGUAGCACAAAAUCACAUCUCUCGGUGAGAAAGGAACUAAAGCAAAAGAUAGAACCCGUCUGACUCUGACAAACGUCAGUGUUGCCACUACAGGUAGUCCCUGGUUUACGAACAAGUUCCGCUCCUGCGCUGGCAAUGUAACCCAGAUUUCCACGUAUCGGAAUUAACCCUAUAAAUACCUCUACAUUAAAAUAUAUUACACGUGAAAGCACUGUCCUCGCCAAGACGAUGGAGCAAAGUCUAGCGAGACAGUGAGCAAAGCUCCGAAAAGUUGAUGUCAGAUGUCCGUGUGGUUUGCUGACUUUAUUCAGCUGCUCGUGACCGAAACACUUGCAGAAUGAAACUAAAAUAAAAUAAAAUGAAAUAAAAUCAGGGGCUGUUUACACGGUGACUCUCUGAGAAUACGAAAAAUUUCAAAUUUGCAUUUAUAUGGUUCAGUCUCCAUUCGUACAAUGUCACAAUUCUGCAUGAAAACGAUGUAGUAUUCAUGCCAGGCCCUAGGGGGCAGUGCAGAUUUACAAGGUGACAGCGAAUUAUGCACUUUGACCCCACCAAGCUCCUCAGCCCGGAAAAAAAAACAUGCCCGCCCACUCCAAGCAAUGGCAUUUUUGUUUUGCUCCAAAAGGCACAAAAAAUGGAAACAUUCAACAUAUUUAAAUUUAAAAAUAUUAUUAAAAUGGUCAAUUAAAGCAGACGUUCCGCCAUUUGCUGUUUUUAAUGUUUAAUAGCACCGCUGCGCACGCCCAUGUGACGUGUGCGAGUGCUUGCGAGUGCUUACAUCAAAGAAGCGAAGGCGGUUUCCAUUCGUAUGAAUGUGCUGCGACCCCCAUAAUCGAAUUCUUCCACUUUGGAGGCAGGAUUCAGAAUUUUUCGUCUUUGCCGACACCAUAUGCAUGCAAGGCCAUUAGUCAUUGCGUCUUCAUGUCGCAGAGUCGCCAUGUAAACUGCCCCUCAGUCUCAUCUUCAAUAAAAGCAAUUCAAGUUUGCUUUUACAAGUAGUUGCUGAUGCGGCAAUAAGAAACGAUUAGCAUGUCUCAAUUAGCGUCCCCACAUCAUCAAUAAACACAUAAACUCGCCCCAAGUAUUCGACCACAAUUGAAAACCCACAAUAAACAGUACAAAAAGGGGUUAUAUACAGUGGUCGCCUCUGGAUGCUUCACAAGCAACAAAUGUGCACGCAGGCUGUCACCUCUGUCUCUUGGCUGCUUUCUAUGUGCGUGGAGGCCGGGCGCAUCUUUAAAUGUGCUGGCUUCCUGUUCCGUGCUUCCUGCGCCAAAAUAAAAGCAUGCAUUACAAAACAAAAGUCAACAUUAAGAAAAAAAAACAGAAAUGACAAGACGCAGGCCUCGUAAAAUCGAAAUGGUGUUAGUCGGGUCUGUCGUAACACGGGGCCUACCUGUAUUUUUAUCAGCGACCAAUUGGAGGACACUUUGUCCAGAGUUAAAUUCACGAAUUGUGGCCUGUCAGUAAUGGGGAUGUCCCGAUCGGAUCACGUGAUCUGAAAUCGGGCCGAUGGCGCCGUUUUUCAGAGGAUUGGAAUUGUAUGAGAAGAUUCGGGUUUUUAAUUAUAUUUGUUUUUCUGCUUCAUGCUUGUACAGCGUCACAGCCUCUCAACAUCCCUCCUGCUAAGCAGUGCGGCCAAACUGUCCAGCUUGUGUUUGGUACUUAAAGUUGACUAUGAUUGACAGGUUUGUAGCUUUAAUCUUGCCAGAGAAGCUAUGUAGCUCUACGAUCAAAGGCAGAAAUCUGUCAAUUAUCGUUAAACCUGCUUAAGUGUGCUGUGGCAACUCGUUUUGGAAGUGAGAGGUUGUACCCUGCAGCGUAAGUGGACUCACUCAAUGAAGCAUUUAAUAUAGGCAAGCAUUUUUCUACGUUAUUCUUGUUAAGAAAAAUUUACAUUUUGACUGUUGGAGAGUAACAUGUUUGGAAUUUCUGGAAGUUCGGCAGAUUCUAAAAAUCAGGUGACUCGUGUGCAAAAAUAUAUGAUCGGGACAUCCCUAGUCAGUUAUGCUUCUUUUUAAAAAGCCCAACACACAAAUACGGGAAAAUGAGAUUACCACGACCCACCCCAAAGUAGGAAAAAAAGUAAAAAAAAAAAAAAAAAAAUAGAAAUAUUUUUGCACUUGUGUGUGUGUGUCAUUGCUGCAAAAAGAAAUGUGCUCUUAAUGUUUGAUGUCUGGGGGGUGCAAAUUGCGGCGGGCGGGCCAAAUGCUCCAGCUCUGUACAGUUUUUGGUCUUGAGGGUGUUUUUGUGUAUACUAUAAAUGUGAGCAUCUUUAUUUUUAUUGUGAAAACAAACAAAAAAAAGUGCAUAUUUAUGAAAAUGUAAAUACCAGCCAGACGGAGCCCAUGUGGCGCGGUGUAAAGGCAGUCCUUGUGAAUGUACAUCUUUACUGAAAUGAAUAGCACGGUGGGAUUAUAUGUUUGCUGAAUUUACGCGCCUCUUUCCACAAUUCCACACAAUAAGCACACUGUUGUUUUGCACAGUUGGCUCUCUGAGGGGACGAGGUGAACCUCUUAAGACGCACACAGUUACAAUUUACCAACUAGCGACGUGAGUUGCGAGUAAACUUUUGCAAUCAAGUAGGAGUGGGGUUUCCGUCGGCCAACCUUUUAUUACAGUACGGGAAAACAUACAAAAACAAUUGGCAAAGCGAGCUUGUUGUACGUCGUCACCGAGUUGCAUUCGCCCACUCGCAAACGCCCCGCAGCCGCUCUCAUUAUGCUCAACUCCCACAGCCAAACUGUGCUGAAGAAGCCUCAUACCUGCCAUAGCCUGACACAGGCCCACACACACAAACAUAAGGGGGAAAAAAACACUUCUUCCUCCUUCUUUGCACAUUAUUCUGUCAAGGCGCGUAUUCUGUAUAUACCCGCUAGUUUGGAAAGAGUCCGAUUUGUCUCCUGCGCUCUGUUGCUUUCCAUCACCGAAGUAGUCCAGCCGUUGGCUGAAUCAUUCGGAAAGCCUCCGUGCACUUUUUCACCCCUGCUCUUUUUUUCCGAGAAGUGGUUUGUCCACUCCACUGUACAUCUACACUGGAAGUCUGUACGGUGGGGCAAAUAAGUAUUUAGUCAACCACCAAUUGUGGAAGUUCUCCUACUUGAAAAGAUUAGAGAGGCCUGUAAUUGUCAACAUGGGUAAACCUCAACCAUGAGAGACAGAAUGUGAAAAAAACAAAAAACAAAAUCACAUCACAUUUUUAAAGAAUUUAUUUCCAAAUUAGCGUAGAAAAUAAGUAUUUGGUCACCUACAAAAAAGCAAGAUUUCUGACUGUCAAAGAGGUCUAACUUCUUCUAACGAGGCUCCACUCGUUACCUGUAUUAAUGUCACCUGUUUUAACUCAUUAUUGGUAUAAAAGACACAUGUCCACAACCUCAGUCAGUCACACUCCAAACUCCACUAUGGCCAAGACCAAAGAGCUGUCGAAGGACACCAGAGACAAAAUUGUAGACCUGCACCAGGCUUGGAAGGCUGAAUCUGCAAUAGGUAAAACACUUUGUGUAAAGAAAUCAACUGUGGGAGCAAUUAUUAGAAAAUGGAAGACAUACAAGACCACUGAAAAUCUCCCUCGAUCUGGGGCUCCAUGCAAGAUCUCACCUCGUGGCGCCAGAAUGAUAAGAACGGUGAGCAAAAAUCCCAGAACCACACAGGGGGACUUAGUGAAUGACCUUCAGAAAGCUGGGACCACAGUAACAAAGGCUACUAUCAUACCCUUUUCCCACUGGCCAAAAAACCCAUGUCAACCCACUAACAAUCGGCUUUUGGUGGCAGUGGGAAAGAUGCAGCGACCCGCCUCGACCCGUGUCAAUCAACCCGCCAAGCGACCCGCGUUAAAAUCACCUCGGCUCUGAUUGUCAUGCAGUGUGAAAGCAAAACCCCGGGUCAACAGUCAACACCCUAAUCUACGUGGUGACGUAGGCUCUUACGUGAUGCGUCAUAACAACAUGCCAGUCGCCUCCCAUUUAACACGCCCCCCAACUGUAGUUACGUCGAUGCUCAUAACAAAACUAGUAGAAGAAGAAGAAUUCACGUCGCCUAUGUUGCCUCAGCACAAGCAAAGUGUUGAUCCUUUGCUGCAUUUCGAUCAUUUUGAGGGCAGUAAAAAGCAUGAAAAGAGAGAACACAAAAGGAAAGGAGGGUUCCAUAUUGCUCUGCAUUGUUUACUUCCUUGAACUGAAUGAAUUCGGUCGCACUUGUCGACGCGCAUUUUAGCGUGGUGACGUCACGUAACCUUACGCAUGGCUGAGGAGGGGUGGGGGGUUAGACGGGUGGGGAAAAAAAAAAAGACAGAUUUUUUUUUUGUCAAUGGGAAAGGUGCCAAAUGCCAAUUGCUAGUGGGUUGCAUCGGCUUGGAAAAAACACGCGUUGACCCACUAGUUUCAGUGGGAAAGGAGCAUCAGUAACACAAUGCGCCGCUAGGGACUCAAAUCCUGCACUGCCAGACGUGUCCCCCUGCUGAAGAAAGUACACGUCCAGGCCCGUCUGCGGUGCGCUAGAGAGCAUUUGGAUGAUCCAGAAGAGGACUGGGAGAAUGUGUUAUGGUCAGAUGAAACCAAAAUACAACUUUUUGGUGGAAACACAGGUUCUCGUGGAGAAAGAAUAAUGAAUUGCAUCCGAAGAACACCAUACCUACUGUGAAGCAUGGGGGUGGAAACAUCAUGCUUUGGGGCUGUUUUUCUGCAAAAGGACCAGGACAACUGAUCUGUGUAAAGGAAAGAAUGAAUGGGGCCAUGUAUUGAGAGAUUUUGAGUGAAAAUCACCUUCCGUCAGCAAGGGCAUUGAAGAUGAGACGUGGCCCAAAACAUCACUGCAGAGAUCUGAAGAGAUCUGCAUGGAGGAAUGGGCCAAAAUACCAGCAACAGUGUGUGGAAAAACUUGUGAAGAGUUAGAGAAAACGUUUGGCCUCCGUUAGGGUACAUAACAAAGUUUUGAGAUGAACUUUUGGUAUUGACCAAAUACUUAUUUUCCACCAUGAUUUGCAAAUAAAUUCUUUAAAAAUCAAAACAAUGUGUUUUUCUGUUUUUUUCCCCACAUUCUGUCUCUCAUGGUUGAGGUUUACCCAUGUUGACAAUUACAGGCCUCUCUAAUAUUUUCAAGUGGGAGAACUUGCACAAUUAGUGGUUGACUAAAUAUUAUUUGCCCCACUGUACAUGGACACCAGUUUUUUGAGGUUAUUUUUUUUUAAUUACCCAAAAUAGUCACAUGUCCUCUAAAAUAAAACAGUCAAUGCACAGAAUUUGCUUUCGUGGGCCAGAUCUGGUCCCCGGGUUUGACACCAGUGGCUUACGCUCAGACACUGCAAUGUUGAUAGCUCAUGUGAAGAUUUUUUUUAUUUUUUUUAAUUUGCUAAAAGCUAGUGGUUUUGGGGAUUUGCCGACAAUUCGAAAACUAAGAAAUGGGUGAUAUAUAAUUUCCCCCAAGAAAACUGAACAUAAAUGUGAAAUCCAGUCCAAUCAUUACGACUGAACAUUCACACAAUAGCAGUUCAGCCGGAACGAACGAUGCAUCGUAAUAUUGAUAUUUUGUCCGACCCUUAGUAGAUACUCAACUUGAUUUGCAAGUUAGUCUGCUAGCUACUCAUCUGCUAUUCUUGGAAUUGAUAUUCAAUAUUUACACCCGACCGACAGAUAUCAUUCUACACUAAAUUAUAAUAUUGAUACUUCAUCCCACCCGGCAGCCACUAGCAACUCUUUUAAUGGCAUCCCUAUUUGAUGUACUACUUCUGUAGUGCGGCAGUAAGUGAUAAGAAGCAGCAUGAUAUUGACAUUUUGAGCUCCACUUGCCAUCAGUCAGAUAUAUAAAAAUUCCUCAUUGUUAAUUAAAAAAAUUCACAUCAUAAUAUACACAACAGAAGCAUCCACACCGACGUCUCCAACUGUUUGAAUUGUCAGCAAACGUCCUGUGAUAUUACAAAGCCUUAACAUCCUUCAUCUCACCUUGGGGAAAAAAAAACAACAAAUAAUCAUUCCUGUGUAAAUAGUAUAAAUAUAUAAAUAUGUAGCAGAGAAGAGGAAAAAAAGCAAAGUACUAAUUUAUGGUGUCACGUUUUGUGUAUCGCUCAAUGACGGCAACGCAUGAAGGAUUUAUUUUCAUUUGCUGUUUUCAGUGCUUUAUAAUUUAAACAGUUUUUCUUUGCGAGUGCUUUAUUCCCGACUGGCGUGCUGUGAUUGCUGCCAAAACGCCGGCAAAUAUGCUUCGUCGUCUAUACAAUUUGAAAUGUACACACGCAGCAGAACAACUCUUAUUCCGAAAUGUGCUUUUUAUCGACUGCUCUGUGAAAGUUGUUUUUCUUUGUUUUCACUCGAUGCUUUUUUUUUUUUUUAAUUUGUAUUUUUGAAAAUGGAUUUUCAAGCAGCUGAAGAAUGGAGAGAGAAAAAUUCAAGCAGGUGAAUUAGACUGGUUCCCACUGCUUCUGUCAUGUCUUGAUUUUUUGUACUUGGUUGUUAUUAUUAAAGAUUUGUUGAUUUUUGAAGUGUUUCACAUUUUGGUGUGUCUCUUUACUGCAGCUAAGAUUGAUGCAGUUUUGAAGUAGGGUUUCUUUCCUGGUGUUAUUUACGGUAUAGCCAUGCCUCUUUCACCCACUUUCAGUGCCAUUGACGGCAAUAGGCGUCCAAUCAUGUGGCUCUUUUCAUCUGUCUGAUGUGAAUUUCAAUUAGUUUUAGUUGUAGACAUUCCAAAAUAACAGGAAGGACUGGCAGUUCAUUCGUUGCCAGCCCUCCUAGUUCAAAUUUAUUGGAGGUCUAUUCCCGUCAAUGAGUUAAAUAGACCCAUACACAGGGGUGAAAGUGGCUAGAAUUUUUUGCCGGAACUCCCAGACAAAAAGGUCGCCACAGAGCCAGAUUUCUUUAUUUAUUUCUUGAUUUAUUUGCAAACCUCCUAAAACGAGGUUGCGAAACAAAAACAACAAAAAAUAGCUUUUACACAUGCUUUGGGCGACUGCAUUACCCUGUUACCAGGGGUUAAUUUGUGCCGGAACAUGUUCCGGUACCUCUUGAUUUUACACUCGACGUGUUCCGGGACUUCUUUGGUCCGUUCCGGCACCUUUUGAGUGUAAAUAUUCAUGAUAAUAAUAUGCCAGGUAUUUUAGAGGAGAGCGUAAAGCGACAAUCGUCUCCUUUAAUGCUGGCGCCCUCUUCAGUACAUUACGCCACGACUUACGGUAGUUUGAGACACGGAGCUUACAUUAAAUAACACUGGAAACCAACCACCACUCUAAAGUCAUGGUUUCCCAAACUUUUCAUCGAGCAUUUGGCCUUAACAGAAAACAGUUGCUUUAAAUUGUAACACUUGCUAGGUGAAAGCUUGGCAGCGAAAAUAACACAGGAACCUUGACGCUUUUUACCCCCUCAUUUUAUUCUUCUUUCCGCCACCCUAAUGCAAAACAAACAAGUCACUGGCGGGCGGCUAUGCAGUCCACCAAUCGGAGCGUCGUGCUGGCGCACCAAUAAGAGCCCAUAAUAUUAUAUAAAAUUUUUUUUUUUUUUUUUUUUUUAAUUCAUAAAAAAAUAAUAAUGUGCAUAAAUUCAUUUACAGAAAAAAAUCCCAACAAUUGUAUGCUGUU